GUGACUGCAUAUGCAGCCUCAGUUCUUAAAAACCGCGUGCGUGCAUCAACAGCCAAUAUUACCUUGGGGAUCAAUUAAAUACGACAAAGUUGCCAUUAAUUUGUACCAUAUCAUAGUUUUUGACAGCUUUCUUCUUACAGUACCAUACCAACUAUCCACAGCUUCAUGCAAAUUAAUCACACACGCUCUCUCUCUCUCUCUCUCUCACCCUCUCACCAUAUAUAUAUAUAUAUAUAUACAUCACACCACAACCAAUACCAUCAAACCUUAGCAUCAUUUCAUAUAUACAAAUAACAUAUAUGGCUUCUUCCUUCUCUCCAAGCCUAUCAUCACUUGUGCCUCUGCUUGUGAGCCUUUUCAUUGUGGUUUGUGCUGCCGGUAACUUCAACCAAGACUUUCAGAUUACGUGGGGAGAUGGUCGUGCAAAAAUACUCAACAACGCCAAUCUUCUCACUCUCUCCCUUGACAAGGCCUCUGGCUCUGGCUUCCAAUCCAAGAACGAAUACUUAUUUGGCAAGAUUGACAUGCAGCUCAAGCUCGUUCCUGGAAACUCUGCUGGCACUGUCACCGCUUAUUAUCUAUCUUCAAAGGGAUCAACAUGGGAUGAGAUUGACUUCGAGUUCUUGGGGAAUCUCAGUGGUGACCCUUACAUUCUGCAUACUAAUGUGUUCAGCCAGGGCAAGGGCAACAGAGAGCAGCAAUUCUAUCUCUGGUUUGACCCAACUGCAGAUUUCCACACUUAUUCAAUUCUUUGGAAUCCCCAACGCAUUGUUUUUUCUGUGGAUGGCACCCCUAUAAGAGAAUUCAAGAAUUUAGAAUCAAUUGGAGUUCCUUUUCCGAAGAGGCAACCGAUGAGGAUAUACUCAAGCCUAUGGAACGCUGAUGAUUGGGCCACAAGGGGUGGACGCAUCAAAACCGAUUGGUCCAAAGCUCCUUUCACUGCAUCCUACAGAAACUUCAACGCUAACGCUUGUGUUUGGAACAGAGGAAAAUCCACAUGCAAAUCAAAUUCACCAUCCUCUAAUGCAUGGCUAUCACAAGAGCUGGAUUCCACUGCUCAGCAAAGGCUGAGCUGGGUGCAGAAGAAUUACAUGAUUUACAAUUAUUGCUCCGACAAAAACAGAUUUGCUCAAGGCCUUCCACUCGAAUGCACACAUUCGUAGAGGACUUCAUCUUCCACUAGCACAAGUGUUACAUUAUAAUUUCAUUUACCAUUCUUUUAUUAUUUUUUUUUUAAUUCCUGUUCACAGUUUGUGCUCUUUUACGAUGUAAAAUAACGGUUCUGUUAUUUGGAUGUCAAAUUUUUUCAUGAUUUUUGUACUUGUAAAUGGGCCUAAACUAAAAUUUCUUAACCGUUUUACAAA
Molecule: messenger RNA, 1364 nt
Organism: Glycine soja
Lineage: Eukaryota; Viridiplantae; Streptophyta; Magnoliopsida; Fabales; Fabaceae
Product: probable xyloglucan endotransglucosylase/hydrolase protein 23
Exons: 3
Coding region: 300-1163 (287 amino acids)
Biological process (GO): cell wall biogenesis; xyloglucan metabolic process
Cellular component (GO): cell wall; apoplast
Molecular function (GO): xyloglucan:xyloglucosyl transferase activity; hydrolase activity, hydrolyzing O-glycosyl compounds
Source: RefSeq, a predicted model, not a curated record